Molecule: messenger RNA, 563 nt
Organism: Arabidopsis thaliana (thale cress)
Lineage: Eukaryota; Viridiplantae; Streptophyta; Magnoliopsida; Brassicales; Brassicaceae
Exons: 2
Coding region: 126-380 (84 amino acids)
Source: RefSeq, marked reviewed
CGUGGCAAGAGUUGCUUCCAGAAUCAUUAAUAGUUAAAAAAAAUCAUCAUUGGCACAAGAAAGUGAGAUAUUUCCUAGUCUUGCUUUCAAGUUUCAAGCAAUCUAUCUAUCUCGAAAAAGCAGCGAUGCAAGACGCCGAGACAUCACGACAGCCGGCGAAGUCUUUGUCCGAUCGAGUGAAGACUAACUGUUUAUCCAUGGCAGUAACAUGCCAGGAAGGGUUUAGCUAUGUCAAAGCCUUUUUUGUUGGCCAGACAAAGAGAUUGACGGCAAAGAACGAGAAGGAAGCUACGGAGGCUCAUCUAACGGAGACAAAAAUGCAAGUUGACGCAACCGAUGAAGCAGAGAAUGCCAAGAAGAGACUUCAUCAAUCUUCUUAAUGUUUCUUUAUUAACAUAUAAUAAUGGAGUGUGUACUUUAUUAAGCAAACACAAAUAUCUGGGAGUUUUCAACUGUUUCUACUACUAAUGAUGAAUGUUAUUUCAGUAUUGAUUUUUAAUACAGAAUUCUAUUCCCAAAAGAUAAAAUGGAAAAUUUUCAUUGUUAUUAUAGAACUACAUAAA